AUGAAGCUGCAGAACUACGAGGAGGCUGAGUUCUACAGCCCACGCGUGGGGAACGACGAGAACUUCACAAAUGCGCCUAGGAAGAAGAAGGAGAAGAAGAAGCGGAAGGCUGACGAGCCAAGGAAGAUCAGCAACAGGAAGAUUGUGAAUCUGCCUGCGUCACAGCCGUACGUGAAGAUGGUUGAUGGGGAAGAGAGACUGGCAUUCAAGUACAACACGAAGCUCUCUGAAUCGGUGAUGAGUUCGAUGCCAAAGGACACCGUGGAUGAGAACGAGUUUUGCGUACGAUUUGACCUGGACAGCGUGGACAUCACGAAACUGAAUGAGAAGUUCAAGGCAGACAACUGCGUCUAUCCCAGGGCGAAUGUGCCCUAUGAGCGAUAUUCAGGAAACAGGUGGAAUUACGAGACAGAAUGCAACAAGUUGGCUUGCAAGUUUGUGUCACUGAAUCCAGUUCUGCUUUACGGGAAGAAGGGGCUGAUUCAAAGGGCAGUUGAUUCGUAUCGAAACAUCUGCAAGACGUCAAAGGGAUCGAAGUACUUCAAGGACGAGGUGUUUAGUGGAGACAUCGAACGUAGGCGACUUCAUGCAAAUAUUCCACAAGCAGGGCAUAUUGAGUACGCCAUAAGGGGGAUUCAGAAAAAGUGCAAGAUUCAUUUGAAUAUUGAUCACGUGGAUCCAAGAGAGCUGCCAGCUGAGUUUGUGGCCAAGUAUUCGGUGAUGCCUGAGGAAUACGAGCCAGAUGACUUCGGAAAGGAGGUAUACGAGUACAAGAACAAGGAGAAUGGGCUAGCUGUGAGACUGGCGUACGUGAAUGUGGAUAACAGCACAUUUCAGAACGUAAUCAAACAGAUAGGUGUGACAAGUGCAGUGAAAUUGGCUGUACAGCUCUACAGAACAAAGAGACACGAAGCAGAAAAUGAGCAAAUGGAUGCGGCUGAAGUAGUCACAGAGACACUUGAUCAGGCAUUCAACAGUCACAAGGAAGAGGAAAUGACAAAAAGAAUAAAUAAUUAA
Messenger RNA from Enterospora canceri, 1017 nucleotides. The record is from the annotation of a GenBank genome assembly. NCBI's taxonomy places the organism in Eukaryota, Fungi, Microsporidia, Enterocytozoonidae.